AUGACUUCGGUUUUUCAGACAGUCCCCGUCAAGAAGAUCAACGGCGAUAACAAUAGCAGAGAGCGCAUUGUGCACAUCGAGAAAAAGCGACUCUACCCUAAGGAGGACAGCCCCAAGCAUAAGAGGGCAACCCACAUGAAGCCUUCCUCGCUGAGAAUCGCUAAGCUCCGCAAGAGGAUCACCCCUGGCACCAUCCUCAUCUUUCUGGCUGGACCCCACCGUGGCAAGAGGGUAGUUUUCCUGAAGCAGCUCAAAACGGGCCUGCUCAUGGUGACCAGCCCCUACGGCAUAAACGGCUGCCCCCUGAGGCGCAUCAACCAGAUCUACAUGAUCGCUACCAGCACCAAGAUUGACAUCUUGUCAGUCAAGCUGCCCGAAAACCUCGACGACCGCUUCUUCAAUCGACCAAUGUCGGCCAAGAGGCGAAGCCGCAAGGACGAGGGUGAGAUCUUUGACACCAAGUCACAGGAGCGAACGGUGAGUGAUGAGCACCGGAAGGUCCAGAAGGAGGUCGACAAGCAGGUAGUGGAGGCCAUGAAGAAGCACUCCGAAAAGAGGGCUCUGGUGUACUACCUGGCUGCCAGCUUCUUGCUGCGCAACCGUAUGUACACAGCACCUCCACUAGUGUCACGACGUCAAAAGAGAGGCCUUGCCACAGAGAUUGAGACACCAGAACUGUUCACCAGUCAGCCGAAGGAGCGGCUUUUUAAGCUUUGA
Messenger RNA from Rhipicephalus microplus (southern cattle tick), 717 nucleotides. RefSeq names its product large ribosomal subunit protein eL6 pseudogene. NCBI's taxonomy places the organism in Eukaryota, Metazoa, Arthropoda, Arachnida, Ixodida, Ixodidae. The record is from RefSeq and is a predicted model, not a curated record.